AUGAACAUCCACGGAGAACGUUUCGACUUGAUGAAGCCUGGGAAGGUCGUGCCGGUGCAGAUCCCGCGUGGAAGCUCUGCCGACGACUCGCUUCUGACCGUCGAGGCAGACGCGCGCCAGCUUGGUGGUUCCUGCGCGGACAUGUAUUUCCAGAUGCUCAACAUCACAGGGGCUUGGGCGGACAAGGUGCGUGCCGGCGGGAUCACCUUCACCACCAGGGAGGCGCGCGAGGGGACGUUCCAGAUAUCGAGCUGGACGAAGUUUGGCCCACUGGAACUAAAAGUCGCGCACGGCCACACGCACGAGGGCAUCAAGCACUUGAAUUUCUACGUCAAGCACUUGGGACUUGCCGGCGCCGUUGUCGGAGGAUUAUUUGGAGAAGAUGAUCACGUCGACGCGGCUACGCCAGGGGAGGGUUGCAAGAAGACAAUGGCGCUGUCGAAAGGCUCCUCAUCGGAUGCGAUCGCCUCCGAGGCGAUCGGUCUCAUGUAG
Messenger RNA from Prorocentrum cordatum, 492 nucleotides. Lineage: Eukaryota; Dinophyceae; Prorocentrales; Prorocentraceae. The record is from the annotation of a GenBank genome assembly.